Molecule: messenger RNA, 1930 nt
Organism: Vigna umbellata (rice bean)
Lineage: Eukaryota; Viridiplantae; Streptophyta; Magnoliopsida; Fabales; Fabaceae
Product: peroxidase superfamily protein
Biological process (GO): hydrogen peroxide catabolic process; response to oxidative stress
Molecular function (GO): peroxidase activity; heme binding
Source: RefSeq, a predicted model, not a curated record
CAGGUGUUUUGUUUGCUGUUUGUAAUCAUGGGCUAGCAGGGCCAUUGGAAUUGCGUCACCUUGAUUUUAAGGAUAAAUCCUUCCUUGUAUCACGGAUAUCUUGUUGGCUUUUAGCGCCAACCGUUCCACAGUUUUCCAAUCUAUCAAUUUUGACAAAAUUUUCAUGCACUUCUCUCCCUCCCUCUUUUGUGCAUUUCUCAAAUGUGGAUAAUUUCAUUCAGGAUUAUAGUGCUCUUUUAAUUAGGAAGGACAUGAUAAACAAGUUAUAACAUAUAUUUAUAAUUUGAUCAAUAUCAUAUUAUAUUAAUCAAGCAUAGCCUUGUUGCCAACUUGUCAUUGGCGAGUGUUGAUUUGAUAUCCCGGAGAAGAUGAUCUUGCAAGAGUUGGCCAAAACAGAUGAUCUUGGGGGCCCCUUUCUGCAGAGCUGCAACUGCUUGUAUCACAUCAGCUUCAACAAUUGCUUUGUAUCUAUUAGCACACCAACACUCAAUGCUUCCUUUUGACCGGGUUCAAGGACUUAGGAAGUAGUUGAUAGGUUUUGUCUAAGGGAUUCAUUCUUUUCUUUGGUUUUGAUUACGUUGAUACACUACUGACUCGACUAACUACUUAUGCUUGACUUUGUCUUCAACAACUCCCCGUUAACACCUUCCAUUAAACUUUCACACAACAUUCUGCUAGUAAGUUCCUAUAUAUAGAAGAGCAGAGGUAGGCAUUUAUAUCCAAUAACUUCCUUACUAUUCAUACAAUAACAUUUAGAAUAAUUUACCAUCCCUAAAAUAUAGCCAUGCAAUUAGUACUAUUGUGUCUAGUGAUGCUUAAGCUCACUCCAGCCUUUGCAACCACCCUGAAUGAUGCCUACGGUGGUGAUCCUGGUUGUCCGUUAGGGAGUGGCAUAUACCGCCACACUUGCCCAGAGGCUGAGGCCAUUAUCUUCUAUUGGGUGGAGCAGGCAGUGGCUGAAGACUCGAGAAUGGCAGCCUCACUGCUUAGGCUACAUUUCCAUGAUUGCUUUGUCAAUGGUUGUGAUGCUUCAGUCUUGCUGGAUGACACACAGGACUUUGUUGGUGAGAAAACUGCCGGGCCAAAUUUGAAUUCUCUCAGAGGAUUUGAAGUGAUCGACAAAAUCAAAUCUGAGCUGGAACUACUCUGUCCACAGACUGUCUCUUGUGCUGACAUACUGGCAACUGCUGCAAGAGAUUCAGUUCUUCUGUCAGGAGGUCCAAUUUGGGAGGUGCAAAUGGGAAGGAAAGAUAGCAUUACUGCCAGUAAGGAUGCAGCAAAUAAUAACAUCCCAGGUCCAAACUCCACUGUUGAUGUGCUGGUAGCCAAGUUCGAGAAUUUAGGCCUUACACUUAAAGACAUGGUUGCCCUUUCAGGUGCACACACAAUAGGGAAAGCACGCUGCACAACAUUCAGCUCUAGAUUACAGAGUAGUAGCGACUCAGAAAACAUUGAUUUCAUCGCAUCAUUGCAACAGUUGUGCUCAGGGUCAGAUAAUGGUAACAUAGUUGCACAUCUUGACUUGGCUACACCUGCUACCUUUGAUAACCAAUACUUCGUUAAUCUUCUCUCUGGGGAGGGAUUGCUCCCAUCAGACCAGACUCUUGUGAAUGGAAAUGAUCAGACACGACAGAUUGUGGAAAACUAUGUGGAGAACCCAUUAGCUUUCUUUGAAGACUUCAAACAUUCAAUGUUGAAAAUGGGAAGCUUGGGAUCACCAAGUAAUGGCCAGAUUCGUAGGGACUGCCGAACUGUUAACUAGUCUUAGCCUUUCCUUUAUAACCAAAAAUAAUAAUUCUAGUUCUAAAGCUGGUAUUGCCCUAUGUAAAAGCAAUAUGGUUGUUUCAUACUAAUUGAUCAUUAGAAGGGGCGAACUAUGUUACUGCUAUGGAAGUAAAUAUUAAUGAAUACUUGAAUCGGCUUUUAGUAA